AUGGAGAGAACCUUUCCUCCAGGUGCAGGUGCAGCAGCGGCGGCCUCGCCGCUCACGGCAUCCAAGAACGGCGCCACCGCGAGCGGCGGCGGCGGCAUCCCGUGGCUGCUCAGGAAGCGCGGCGCCAGCAGCAAGGCGCCACACGGCGGGCCGCUCGCCGCGCAGGAAGAACGUCCGGACAACGUCGACGAUGAGGUGGAGCUGGAGGAGGGCGCCGGCUUCGCCGUCUCCACUCCAUCCGCCGCCGGAGGAAUGACCCCCGAGCCGGCGAGGAAGCGCCGGGAGGCGGCGCUGGCGCGGCUCCGGUCGGCGGUGCUGGCCGUGGUGGCGCGCGCGCGGCGCCGGCGCGGGCGCAGGCCGAUGGGGUCGAGCGUCACCGGCACCAUCUUCGGCCGGCGCCGCGGCCGCGUGCACCUCGCCCUGCAGACGGACCCGCGCGCGCCGCCCGCGCUCAUGGUGGAGCUCGGCGCCUACUCCACCGGCGCGCUCGUCCGGGAGAUGUCCUCCGGCCUCGUCCGCAUCGCCCUCGAGUGCGAGAAGAAAACGCCUCCACACACAGGCGGCGAGCGGCGGCGGACGGCGCUGGUGGAGGAGCCGACGUGGCGGGCGUACUGCAACGGGCGCAAGUGCGGCUACGCGGCGCGGCGGGAGUGCGGCGCCGAGGAGUGGCGGGUGCUGCGGGCCGUCGAGAACGUCUCCGUCGGCGCGGGCGUCGUCCCGGACGGCGGCGCCGGCGAGGGGGACCUCAUGUACAUGAGGGCCAGGUUCGAGAGGGUGGUGGGAUCCAGGGACUCGGAGGCAUUCUACAUGAUAAACCCCGACGGCAACGGAGGGCCCGAGCUCAGCAUCUAUCUCCUCAGAGUCUAAUUACCACAGGGUCGAUCAUGCUGCUCUAUGCAUGCAUCAUGCAUGGAUUGUUGGUUUU
This is a messenger RNA of Lolium rigidum, 925 nucleotides long. Its product is annotated as protein MIZU-KUSSEI 1-like. Lineage: Eukaryota; Viridiplantae; Streptophyta; Magnoliopsida; Poales; Poaceae. Gene Ontology annotation, biological process: hydrotropism. The transcript is spliced from 2 exons. The record is from RefSeq and is a predicted model, not a curated record. The coding region runs from base 1 to 867 and encodes 288 amino acids.